Molecule: messenger RNA, 669 nt
Organism: Lactuca virosa
Lineage: Eukaryota; Viridiplantae; Streptophyta; Magnoliopsida; Asterales; Asteraceae
Source: the annotation of a GenBank genome assembly
AUGUGCUUCGCCCUUUUGAAUAGAGCCUUACAUAUAGCUCUAUAUUUGACUGUGUUUCGCCACUUUUAUGUGACUAUGGCGAGGGGGGAUUGGGUAUCCAUUUCUUUGCAUUCCAACGGAAUCAAUAUAUGUUAUGGCCUUCCCACCUCUAUCAAGAAAUGGAAGACCGAGUUUUUCUUUGUAGAAGCAUCCUUUUUCAGUGUUACUAUGCAAUUUGGGAGCCUUCUAAAUCGAUUGCACGACCCCAAUCCUGAGCUUACGAUAGACGAGCAAUUGACUGUUGAUCGGCUAGUUGCAAAUUAUGUUAAGUGGAGCGAUCCAGACGAUUCACUUCUCAAACUUGCUAACCUAGAGGGAAACCCUUACAUGAUUGAUCGACCUUCAACUCCAGCCCUUCGUGGGCAGAAUAACUCUCUACUCGAGCGUGUUCAUCGCAAUAGGAAUGCCCCUAACCCUAAAGUCGCCGAGGGAACAACAACGAUAUCCGUGACCCCCGUAGAGGGAGAAAUGGGGUUAGAUUCCAAAUCUAGCAUUGAUUCCCGCAUGCAACCUGAGUCCGAUGAUCCCACUAUGAUCUCUUCAUCCCCUCCAAUAAAUAAAAGAAAAGAGACUAUCAAUCGAAGGGUAAGCCUUCUGUUUUCACUUCGCCUAAGCCAACCGGGAAGAUGA